This is a messenger RNA of Cynocephalus volans (Philippine flying lemur), 6775 nucleotides long. RefSeq names its product phosphoinositide-3-kinase regulatory subunit 1 (gene PIK3R1). Gene Ontology annotation, molecular function: protein binding; 1-phosphatidylinositol-3-kinase regulator activity. Gene Ontology annotation, biological process: insulin receptor signaling pathway; phosphatidylinositol phosphate biosynthetic process. Gene Ontology annotation, cellular component: phosphatidylinositol 3-kinase complex. NCBI's taxonomy places the organism in Eukaryota, Metazoa, Chordata, Mammalia, Dermoptera, Cynocephalidae. The transcript is spliced from 16 exons. The record is from RefSeq and is a predicted model, not a curated record. The coding region runs from base 476 to 2650 and encodes 724 amino acids.
GGGUGGGAGGCGCGUCGGAAUCGUGCGCUCAGGAGGCCGUCGCUGCAGCGCGGGUCCCGCAGAGGAAGGAAGCCGGCCGGCGGGGGAGGUGCAGCUCACGUGUGGAGCGCAACAGUAAAAUCAGACGACAGAUGGGCAGUGUGACAAGAGUGUCAGAAAGGAUUGGUCCUCGAUGUAAGACUCAGCCUGGAGUCAAAGUGUUGACAAGUUGCUGAAAAGGAAGCCAUUGCGAGGACUGCGGCACGUGGGAAGAAGUGGGGCCCUGUCUUCAGCUACACCAUUGAUGGAGGACAGAUGGACAACCGGACAACCAGUCACCUCUCCUCUUAAACCUUUGGAGAGUGGUCUUUUGUCCCCUGCUGGACACAUAUUAGGAGUUUUAACACACUCUCUGAAUUCUCUCUUUAUAAAAACGUAAAGUUAGACUGCAGUGCACAGCCAGACUCUUCUAUUGCAUGGUAACAGAUUUGCAAUCAUGAGCGCCGAGGGGUACCAGUACAGAGCGCUGUAUGAUUACAAAAAGGAAAGAGAAGAAGAUAUUGACUUGCACUUGGGUGACAUAUUGACUGUGAAUAAAGGGUCCUUAGUAGUGCUUGGAUUCAGUGAUGGACAGGAAGCCAGGCCUGAAGAAAUUGGCUGGCUUAAUGGCUAUAAUGAAACCACGGGGGAGAGGGGGGACUUUCCGGGAACUUACGUAGAAUAUAUUGGAAGGAAAAAAAUCUCACCUCCCACACCAAAGCCCCGGCCACCUCGGCCCCUUCCUGUUGCACCUGGUUCUUCGAAAACUGAAGCGGACAGUGAACAACAAGCUUCGGCUCUUCCGGACCUUGCAGAGCAGUUUGCCCCUCCUGACAUUGCCCCGCCUCUUCUUAUCAAGCUGGUGGAAGCCAUUGAAAAAAAAGGUCUGGAAUGUUCAACUCUAUACAGAACACAGAGCUCCAGCAACCUGGCAGAAUUACGACAGCUUCUUGAUUGUGAUACGGCCUCUGUGGACUUGGAAAUGAUUGAUGUGCAAGUUUUAGCAGACGCUUUCAAACGCUAUCUCCUGGACUUACCAAAUCCUGUCAUUCCAGUAGUCGUUUACAGUGAAAUGAUUUCUUUAUCCCAAGAAGUACAAAGCCCCGAAGAAUAUAUCCAGCUGUUGAAGAAGCUCAUUAGGUCACCUAACAUACCUCAUCAGUAUUGGCUUACACUUCAGUAUUUGUUGAAACACUUUUUCAAGCUCUCUCAAGCCUCCAGCAAAAACCUCUUGAAUGCAAGAGUGCUCUCUGAAAUUUUCAGCCCUAUGCUUUUCAGAUUCCCAGCAGCCAGCUCUGAUAAUACUGAACACCUCAUAAAAGUUAUAGAAAUUUUAAUCUCCACUGAGUGGAAUGAACGACAGCCUGCACCAGCACUGCCUCCUAAACCACCAAAACCCACUACUGUAGCCAACAACGGUAUGAAUAACAAUAUGUCCUUACAAGAUGCUGAAUGGUACUGGGGAGAUAUCUCGAGGGAAGAAGUGAAUGAAAAACUUCGAGAUACAGCAGACGGGACCUUUUUGGUACGAGAUGCAUCUACUAAAAUGCAUGGCGAUUAUACUCUUACACUAAGGAAAGGAGGAAAUAACAAAUUAAUCAAGAUAUUUCACCGAGAUGGGAAAUAUGGCUUCUCUGACCCAUUAACCUUCAAUUCUGUGGUUGAGCUAAUAAACCACUACCGGAAUGAAUCUUUAGCUCAGUAUAAUCCCAAACUGGAUGUGAAGUUACUUUAUCCAGUAUCCAAAUACCAACAGGAUCAAGUUGUCAAAGAAGAUAAUAUUGAAGCUGUAGGGAAAAAAUUACAUGAAUAUAAUACUCAAUUUCAAGAAAAAAGUCGAGAAUAUGAUAGAUUAUAUGAAGAAUACACCCGUACCUCCCAGGAAAUCCAAAUGAAAAGAACAGCUAUUGAAGCAUUUAAUGAAACCAUAAAAAUAUUUGAAGAACAGUGCCAAACCCAGGAGCGGUACAGCAAAGAAUACAUAGAAAAGUUUAAACGUGAAGGCAAUGAGAAAGAAAUACAAAGGAUUAUGCAUAAUUACGAUAAAUUAAAGUCUCGAAUCAGUGAAAUUAUUGACAGUAGAAGAAGAUUGGAGGAAGACUUGAAGAAGCAGGCAGCUGAGUAUCGAGAGAUUGACAAACGAAUGAAUAGCAUUAAACCAGACCUCAUUCAACUGAGAAAGACCAGAGACCAAUACUUGAUGUGGUUGACUCAAAAAGGUGUUCGGCAAAAGAAGCUGAACGAGUGGUUGGGCAAUGAAAACACUGAAGACCAAUACUCGCUGGUGGAAGAUGAUGAGGAUUUGCCCCACCACGAUGAGAAGACGUGGAAUGUGGGAAGCAGCAACCGAAACAAAGCUGAAAACUUACUGCGAGGGAAGCGAGACGGCACUUUUCUGGUCCGGGAGAGCAGUAAACAGGGCUGCUACGCCUGCUCCGUAGUGGUGGACGGUGAAGUAAAGCAUUGUGUCAUAAACAAAACAGCGACUGGCUAUGGCUUUGCCGAGCCCUAUAACUUGUACAGCUCUCUGAAAGAACUGGUGCUACAUUACCAACACACUUCCCUCGUGCAGCACAACGACUCCCUCAAUGUCACACUAGCCUACCCAGUAUACGCACAGCAGAGGCGAUGAAGUGCUUACCCGCGGAUCCUUCUUCUCGAGUUCAACCACCUGAGGCCUCUGGAAAGCAAAGGGCCCCUCCCCAGCCUGACCUGUGAAUUGAGCUGUGGAAACGAAGCCACCUGUCUUCAGAUGAGACUAGAGCUUUCUUUGACAAAAAAGAAGUAGAGGAAGACAUGCAGCCUAGGACUGUGUGAUGACAACACGUUUCUAAUCUGGAGUGCUUUUCCUUCCUUUCUUUUCUUUUUCAGUUUAAUUUUAAUUUAAAGUCACAACAACAUACAACACAAAGAGAAAAAGAAAUGCAAAAAUCUCUGCAUGCAGGGACAAAGAGGCCUUUAACCAUGGUGCUUGUUAAUGCUUUCUGAAGCUUUACCAGCUAAAAGUUGGGACUUUGGAGACCGUAGGGUAGAUGGGGCUGAAGAGCCCUGGCCUGAGAACGCUCGGCCCAGCCUGGUUGAGCCUGGGUGUUGCUGUGCACGGUGGACCCAGACACGUCGCACUGUGGAUUAUUUCAUUUUCUAACAAAUGAAUGAUGUAGCAGAAAGGCACUUGCGCUCACAAGGGACACUUUGGGAGAGCGUCAGUUCAUGUGUGUUCAGAGGAAAUUCUGUCAGAAGCAAAGUGCCAGAAAGUGUUUGGUUUAAACUUGUCAAAAACAGAAAAAAUAACCUACCAACAGAAAAAUGGAGCUUGGAAAACAGGACUUAAAAUGACAUUCAGUAUAUAAAAUAUGUACAUAAUAUUUGAUGACUAACUAUCAAAUAGAUGGAUUGUAUCAAUACCAAAUAGCUUCUGUUUUGUUCUGCUGAAGGCUGAGUUCACAGUGCUAUGCAAUUCUUCGUUUUCAUUAAGUUGUUAUCACAGUUUUAAAUGUACCUUCAGAAUAAGCUUUCCCCACCCCAGUUUUUGUUGCUUGAAAAUAUCGUUGUUCCUGAUAAUUGUUAAUAUUCAUUUUGUUAUUAUCUUUUUUUUUUUUUUAAGAAGAAAUGUACAGGAUGCCAGUAAAAAGAAAUGGCUUCAGAAUUAAAACUAUGAAAUAUUUUACAGUUUUUCUUGUACAGAGAACUUGGCUGUUAGCCCAAGGUUAAAAAGUUCAUAACAGAUUUUUUGGACUAAAUGUUUUGUUGGGCAGUGCCUGAUAAGCUUCAAAGCUGCUUUAUUCAAUAAAAAAAAAAAGAAGAAAAAGAUAUGAAUAUGACAAAUAUAUGAAUAUUGCUGAGUCCAACAAUGUUGUUUUAAGACUCUUAAAAUACGGUACCUGGCAAUGUUUGUUCCAUAAAGAAUUGUGAACUUCUUAAAUCUAGGGAGGGGGGAUGUAGCCAAGGGAUGUAAUGGGGUGGCGGGGCAGGGACGGCGAGGUGGUAUGCACUUUGUCUUUCUCAUGAUUGUAGAAAAGUAACUGCAAGGUGAAGUUGCUUGUACUAGUCCUUUCCCACUUUGAUUUGCUAGUUAUCAAUUAUUGGCAAUUACAAACCUAUUGUAAUUCUUAACACAGUGCAACUGGUUGGGUAUUUCAGUUCUUUUGAAGGAAGCACUGAGAGUUUGUUUUUGGGUUCCUGGAACAGUGCUCACCUUCGUUUAGAACACUGGUUUAAAGGUAUAAUCUCUGCAUUUAUGUGUCCUUCUAACAUUAGACUAAUUCAUUACAACCAGCAAACGUCCACUUUAGAAAAAGCAUGAUCUAAAAAAAUAAUUUUAGUUGGAUGUUUGUUAUUUUCCUAGCUUUCCAUUUAAUUUAGAACAUAGAGCAAAUAGACACGAUCAUACCAUGUCUGCUCUGGGCGGUGUGGAGCUCUUUAAAGUCAUGGCCAUUGCAGGAAUCCAAAUGAUGGUUCUCCCUCAUCCAAGUAAUUGUGCGUGUUAUACUUCACUAUGGGGAAAAGGAAGGGGUUAUUAGUGUAAUCUUUCCAACUUAGGGCGAGAGUGAGAGUUCUCUCUCCCUGAUUUACAUAUGCAAAAGCUGUUACGUUCAGUAGGAAUUGUACAUGUGUUGGGAGGAAUAAAGGCUAAUUAUAAUCAUGGUCACUAUCCUGGUAGAUUGAAAUGGAAUCUUGCAAUUUCAGUUUCCCUUUCUCAAUAGUAGACAGAUUUGCCCACAGAUUUUUUAUUUCACUUCCUUUCGAAUACUAGGGAGGGGGUUUUUCAUUUUGUUUUUUAAAGUUGUUCCUUUUUAGGAUCUUUUGAAAGAAUCAGUAUAGCAGCUAAGUUAAUCAUCUGUAGAAUGUAUUAUUUAUCUUUACAUGAAGCUACUCAUACUCAAGAGCAAAAGUCAGUCUUACAGCUAGACUGUCAGUCCUCAGACUUGACUCUACUGAUCUGACCAUCUCCCUCUCAUUGCCAGACAAAUGAUGAUUUCCCUGUUUUUAGUCUGUGAGUGUCUUUGCUUUAAAACUUCUGGUGAUGAUAUCCUUCCAUAUCACACAGAAUUCUAACAGUUCAUUAAUUAACAGUAGCUUAUAAACUAGGUUUGUGGGGUUUUGGGGUUUUUUUUGGUAGCACAUCAUGUAUGCUAUUAAAUACAAGUAAUUUUCAUUUAAUUUCUAAAAUAAAUCUGAGAUAGAAUAUUUCAUUAAAAGCUACAGUUUUAUGAAUGUUUUUGCUUCAACACUCUUCACAAGAUGACAUGGUAUUUAGGCACUUGCCUUCUGCAUCUCACAAGCAUAAGUGCAAUAGAUUUUUCAUUGCAAAAGGCAGGAUUCAUAGUCUACGUGACAGUGAUUUAUGGCAGACCUAUUCUGCCAAAUGCCUUUCCGAUUGCUGUGUAGCAUGCCUACUGCAUUUGUCCUUCUAGAUGUUUGACCAGCAGGGCUUUUUGGGAUCAGACAGUCAUCUCCUAACAACAUUGAGUGGCUCGUGAAUAUUAAUGGAUACAGCAGAGGCCCUCCUGAUAUGCGGUUUUAUCCAUGCAUCAGUUUUUCCCACCCGAUGUAUCAUCCUAAAGAUAAAGCCAGAAGCUAAGCUGCAGAGAGGCUGUGACAGGGCUAUAGAAGUGGGAGCAUUGGGACCUCAUAUUACACAAAAGAGAGAUCAUAACCAAGAUCAUAACCACACAAAAAGGCAAGAAGCAUAUGUUUGCAACAUCUGACAACUUCACGGCGCUGGAUAUAUGUAUAUAUGUAUAUGUGCAUGGACUGUUUCCAGUAUACCUUUCUGCCAAAACAGAUCCAUAGUCGUUGAGUUCAAGUAUGUAACAAGCUAACGUCUAGUACAAUUCUUGUAUACGCGUAUGGGUUGUUUUUUUCCUUUGAGGUUGCUUUGUUUUGUCUUAUAAAGGUGAAAUUGUUUGCAAGUGAAGUGAGAAGUUCAUAAUUCUUUGGCUUUUUUCUGUUUUUAAAGUUACCCUUUUUCGGGAGCUGGUCUGAAUGACUCGCUUGGAAAUCCUUGUUUUCAGUGUGUUGAGUCAAAAUGUGUUUGUGAGCUGUCACUGUGGGGAACCCAUUGCUUUGUCAUAUAGCUGGUUAUGAACUAGUAAUGUGUUUGGGAAGUCCUACUGAUGUGUUCCUUAUUGGGAGAAAAAUUCUGCUGGUUUUAACAACUGUGCUUUUGCUAUGCAUGGUAUCUAACUCAGUUAGAAAGUAGACCCUGAUAUCUGUUUGAGUUUAAGAAAGGGGUCAUUUAAGAAAGGGGCAGUUUAAAGCACAAUGCCUCACAUGGGACAAAGUUCCAAAAUGCCAAAUUCUUAUUUUUUAAAGAUCUAGUUAUAUAAAAUACUAGUAUAUGGGUGGGGCGGGAAUAGAAUUGGGUUAAUUGGAAAUACUAUUCAACUUAACAUUAAACUUGUCACCAUGAGAUAGCAUUAGCUGUCCAGGAUGCUGCUAUUAAAAAAAAAAAAAAAAAAGCAAAACAAAAAAACUCAUUUAUACGUGUGUAUUUUUUAAAGCUACGAUCUGUUCAGUGUUUUUACAAAUUUGUUUAUAUGACAUUGUUAAAUAAAGUUGGUCUUUUGACGAGAGGGAGGAUGUCAUGGUCAGUUGAAAUUUUGCCUUUACAAGGCAACUGGGGUGGGGGUGGGGGGAGUGCCUCCUUGACAUUUUGUUCAGGUUAUAGAUUCAGUGGAGCUAUGUCUUGUUUUACGUUGCUUUGAUGCAUUGUAUUAGGUCUUCAAACAGAAUAAAGAUCAUUUUGAAACUUAAA